This is a messenger RNA of Lobosporangium transversale, 1489 nucleotides long. RefSeq lists its product as hypothetical. Lineage: Eukaryota; Fungi; Mortierellomycota; Mortierellomycetes; Mortierellales; Mortierellaceae. The transcript has a single exon. The record is from RefSeq and is a predicted model, not a curated record. Bases 363 to 1298 code for a protein of 311 amino acids.
CUUUGUUAGUUCAUAUCCUUGCUACCCUUUGAUGGUUCACUUUCUUACUAUCCUUUGCUAGUUCAUUUCCUUGCUAUUCUUUGCUGGUUCGCUUUCUUGCUAUCCUUUGAUGGUUCGCUUUCUUGCUAUCCUUUGAUGGUCUACUUUCUUGCUAUCCUUUGAUACUUCCUUUCUUAUUAUUCUUUGCUGCUUCACUUUCUUGCUGUGCUUUGAUGGUUCAUUUCCUUGUUAUCCUCUGAUGAUUCAUUUCCUUGUUGUCCUUUGGUGCUUCACUUGUUAUUCUUUGCUAGUUCAUUUCCUUGUUAUCCUUUGAUGGUUACUUUUUGUUAUCCUUUGGUGCUUCACUUUCUUGUUAGCCUUUGAUGGUUCAAUUCCUUAUUACGCUUCCAUACUUUAUCCUUCAAUGCCUCACUUGGUUGCUACGCUUCCAUUUCUUUCUUCCAUGCUUGACUUUCCUGUUAUGCCUUCAUCUCUUUUUCGGUACUCCACUUUUGUUAUCCUUUUCUAUGUUUUCCUGGGCGCAUCUCUUCCGUGUUAUGUUCUAUUACGCUUUCCUUCAUUGCUUCGCUGUCUUGUUAUUUUUUCAUUUGCUUUUCUCGACGCUUCACCUUUUUACUAUGCUAUCCUUUGUUUUCUUCGAUGCUUCACUUCCUUGUUAUGCUUUCUUUCUUGCUGCUUCACUUCCUUGUUAUGCUUUCUUUCUUGCUGCUUCACUUCCUCAUUUGUUUUCCUUGGCUCUUCACUUUUUAAAUAUACUUUCAUGUGCUUCUCUUCGACGCUUCACUUUCGAGUUAUCCUUUCCUUUGUUUCCCUUCGAUGCUUCGCUUUCUUACGUUGUUUUCAUUUGUUUUCUCCCUUUUCUUAUUAUAGCUUCCUUUUCUUAUUAUAACCUCCUUUGUUUCUCUUUGUGUGUGCGUGUAUGUGUGUGUUUUGUUUUACUUAUUAUACUUUCGUUUGUUUCCCUUCUGUGCUUCUCUUUCUUAUUAUGCUUUCAUUGUGUGCUUCCAUUUUUUUUUUUUUUUGUUUUCUUUUUUUUUUUCUUUUCUUUUCUUCAGUGCUUCCUUUCCUUGCCAUAUCUUACAUUUGUUUCCCUUUUGCUUUUCUUUCUUAUCAUAUUUUCAUUUAUAGGCGCCGGCAUUUCUUACAUAUCUUUUUGUUUGUUCUUCCCCUCGCUUUACUUCUUUGCUAUGCUUCCGUUUGUUCUUUCUCGACUUUCCCUCCUCCUUUCUCUCUCCUCUCUCUCUCUUUUUUUUCUCACUUGCUUUCACUUACUCCUCCUAUGUGCUUCUCUUCCUUAGUUUAUUUUCAUUCGCUCUUUCUCAGUGCUCCUUUCUCUUUCUUAUUUCUCUUUCUUUUGUUGGUUACUUGCCGCUUCCCUUCCUUACCUUACUUUCUCUUACAUCGUUUCCUCGUUGCUUACCGCUCUUGGGGGCUAUUUUGCCUUUGGUAUAGUAUGGAGACAAAAAGUAUGUAGGUUAGUAUAAAGUAG